UAUUUUAGAGUGAGUGCUAGGUACAACACGCAAACACCUCAAUUAGUACAACACAAAACACUGUUUAGUCACAAUGUGAAUCAAAAUAAAGCAGAUCUCAACACACACACAGCGACCGAGUUCCCAGCGUUCAUUAGCAGUAGAAAAAUCAAUGAGUGACAAGCGCUGGUCACAAGAUUACAAUCCAUCGAAUUCGCGACUACGAACAAAAGGUGCUCGGUAGCCAGCGAGAUCUUGUAUAUAUAUACUUCUAAUCGAAGUGCUCGAGUAAUCUCACUUGAAAGGCCCAAAACCUUUUCGUUUUCGGACUGGCAAACACGUAGUCUCGCUCUCCGCAUGUCUUUCCAAGUGUGAACCUACACAGAGGGUCAACUGGCAGUCAAUUAAGCGCUGAAUAGCAAUCGUUUUUUCGGGUAAAGCUGCACCUGACUCCCGCAAUGGCAGAGGGCGACCAUUCGGCAAAGCAAGAGGAACGCACUGGGCUUCCGGCUCCGAUGAUCUCCCGCAAGGAGGUCAGUAUCUGGGCCAUCCUUAAGAACUGCAUCGGCAAGGACCUGAGCAAGAUCACCAUGCCAGUCAUGCUCAACGAGCCACUAAGCUUCCUCCAGCGACUCUGCGAGUACAUGGAAUACGCACAACUUCUCACCGAAGCCGCCCACCAGGAAUCCCCGGCGGACCGGAUGAAAUACGUAGCAGCGUUUGCCGUAUCCGCAUUAGCCUCGAACUGGGAGCGCCUGGGAAAACCAUUUAACCCUCUUCUCGGUGAAACGUAUGAGCUGCAGAACGGAGACUAUCGAAUUGUUUGCGAACAAGUCUCCCAUCAUCCGCCAGUAUCUGCUUUCCAUGCGGAAUCCAAGGACUUUAAGUUUCACGGCACAAUCAACCCAAAAAUCAAGUUUUGGGGAAAGAGUGUUGAGGUGAACCCGAAGGGAACCGUCACCGUGGAGUUCCCGAGAUGGAACGAAGCCUACAGUUGGACUAAUGUCAAUUGCUGCGUGCACAAUAUUAUUGUGGGCAGACUGUGGAUAGAGCAGUACGGAAAGAUGGAGAUCACCAACCACUCCACUGGCCAUGUGGCCAGCCUCACCUUCAAGUCCGCCGGAUCUGGAGCUAAGAACUUACAUCGCGUCGAGGGAUUCGUCAAGGAUGCCAGUGAAACAAACCUUUACUUCCUGUACGGCAAAUGGACCGAGUUUAUCAAGUGCUGUUCCGCCGAGUCCUACAUUCAGUAUCUUAAGCAGGGAACCAGAAAGAACGACGAUUUUGACGGCUCGCCUAAUGGCACCCCGAAGAAAAUGUUUUCGAAACUGAACAGCUUUAAGCUGAACUCGUUCCGCAGCCUGUCCAUUCAAGACAACGACAACUAUCCUCCGCUCGAGCAAGAGGGCGACAUACCGAAGAGUGAUUCCGCCUACUCGAUUGACAUACCGGACUCCACAACACUGUGGAGUUGCAAGCCCAGACCUUCCAACUGCAACGAGUAUUACCAGUUUACGCAUUUUGCGCUGCAGCUUAACGCCAUGAAUAGUAACAUGAAACCACCGCUAACACUUUGCCCUACCGAUUCGCGACUGCGACCUGAUAUUUUAUACUUAGAGGAAGGAAACCUGGACGGAGCGUCCAAGGAGAAAACACGACUCGAGGAGAAACAAAGGCACACGCGGAAGCAGAGAAAAUUCGCCAAUAGCGAUGACUGGACUCCGAAGUGGUUCAAGUUCACAACUAACCCAUUUACCAAGUCCGACGACUGGCUGUACAGCGGAGGCUAUUGGGACCGCAAAUAUGAGAACACCGACACGAUAUUUUAGAUACGUUUUGUAGAUCGCUUAUGCUAACCGUAUACAUAUUUGUAAAAAGUUUAAGAGCUGUUCGAAGUUAGGAGUCUUCAAUAACUGGCAAACAUGACUUUCCAUUGAAGCGAUCAGUUAUUGCAUUGACUUCUAGUCAAUCAAGUCGCACAAGCAUGCAUAUAUACAUUUAGUUGAACGCUUACUUUUGGUAGUCCCUAUGUGUGUGUAUAAAUAGUUGUUAACUCGUGACGAUUCCAUACGAAGCAAUUAAAGUGUUAUUCAGUUAUUUGUUGCGCAGCAAUGCAAGAAAAGAA
Molecule: messenger RNA, 2104 nt
Organism: Drosophila ficusphila
Lineage: Eukaryota; Metazoa; Arthropoda; Insecta; Diptera; Drosophilidae
Product: oxysterol-binding protein-related protein 2
Exons: 8
Coding region: 438-1808 (456 amino acids)
Cellular component (GO): membrane; cytosol; intracellular membrane-bounded organelle
Molecular function (GO): sterol binding
Source: RefSeq, a predicted model, not a curated record